Molecule: messenger RNA, 1047 nt
Organism: Westerdykella ornata
Lineage: Eukaryota; Fungi; Ascomycota; Dothideomycetes; Pleosporales; Sporormiaceae
Exons: 9
Coding region: 1-1047 (348 amino acids)
Source: RefSeq, a predicted model, not a curated record
AUGAUUCUCCUCGUCCACGUCGCAUCCCAAAGGGUAGUGGCGUCUAAAGGCCACUCCGUUUCCCCACUCUACACCCUUGACAGCGAUACGGGGAGUACACUAUCUACAACUCUCUUCAAUGCGUCAGGCAAUGCGCAGGAGCUGGAUCGACAAUUCAGCCUGUUGUCCCUUUGUUCCAUUGGUAUCACGACGGGCAACGUGUGGGCUGUUCUGGGAGGCUCCAUCCACUCUACAAUGGUGGCCCGCCGGGUGUCAUAUACGAGUUCAAUGGCCGUAUCCGCCUUCUUUUGGAUGAUUGCCGCCUGUAUUGCCGAGAUGGCGUCCGCUAUCCCAUCGAGCGCAGGCGUAUACCACUGGCCAACGCCCACGGGCGGAGCAAAGUAUGGAAAAGCUCUCGGCUUCUUUGCGGGAUGGUGGAGCUGUCUUGGAUACAUCUUCAACACGGCGAGCAUAUCCUUGAUCCUAGCUCAGCAAGUUGUGUCCAUUAUUAUUGUCUGUGCCAUCGUGCCGAGCAAGACAGGCAAGGGACAUGCGUCCAACGGCUUCGCGUGGGAAGGAUGGCAGAAUCAGACUGGAUGGACAAGCGAUGGUUUCGUCUUCUGUGCUGGCAUGUUAAAUGGUGCCAUGGCUUUGGGCACACCUGAUCUGGACGCCCUGUUUUCCAACCCGUUGGCCAUUCCCGCUCGCCGAGUUGUAUCGCCGAGCCACAAACUCGCAACGGCUCCCUCGGACUUAUUGUUACAUUUCAUGCCCACCCGAUUUCUCAGUCCUUUGAUUGCUACCUUGACCUGCGGCCACAUCAAUACUACCUUGGGUGCCAUCUAUGUUGCCAACUCGACGGCCCUCACUGGCUACCUCGAUUUCAUUGCCUCAGGCCUUUUUACUAUGCCAAGCCCCGUCUUCUACACCUCUGCUGGGCUAGCAACCGCGUACAAGUGUGUCUUCAUUGUCAUCUACUGCUUCCCAUAUGCAGUUCCAUUCGAUGAGCAAAGUGUGAAUUACAGCUCCCUCGUUACCGGCGGACUCACAAUCGUGGUGGGAUGCUAG